Messenger RNA from Chlamydomonas reinhardtii, 4557 nucleotides. RefSeq lists its product as uncharacterized. The transcript is spliced from 6 exons. The record is from RefSeq and is a predicted model, not a curated record. The coding region runs from base 221 to 3727 and encodes 1168 amino acids. NCBI's taxonomy places the organism in Eukaryota, Viridiplantae, Chlorophyta, Chlorophyceae, Chlamydomonadales, Chlamydomonadaceae. Gene Ontology annotation, molecular function: chromatin binding. Gene Ontology annotation, biological process: mitotic DNA replication checkpoint signaling; DNA repair; DNA damage checkpoint signaling.
CUAGCAAACUUUUACGGCUGUCCCUUGCUUGGGAACGACAGCUGAAGCCCGCCCUUUGCACCAGAGCCCCUCGGACGCAGGGUGCAUAGCUUAAGGACGCGCAAAUAUUUAAAUACAGUGAGCUCCGGACCUUGAGGAUGACAUAACAAGGCCUGCCGAGCUCCUGGAUGCCAAUUCUGUUCGCAGCGUGUCCCUUGGCACUCCGGCUGUGCCGAUACCGAUGUCAAAGCGAGCACGGGAGCAUGCAAAGGCAGCGAAGCCACAGGUGGAGGUCAUAGACCUGCUGGACUCCUCGGCGUCGGAGGACGACCCCGAUGACCCGGACGUAGACCUCGAGGCGCUGGAGCAGGAGGACGCGCCGCCCACGAAGCGGCUCCGCCGUGGCGCUGGCAGCACUGCAAGCCGGAUGGCUCAGCGCAAAGCAGCAGCCCCGCCGCCUGCGCCGGUUGCAGCGGUAGGCGCAGGCGGCAAGCGGGGAGGGGCAGGCGUGGCGCCCCCGCCGACGGCGACGGUCCUGUCAGAAGAGUCUGGGCGCGGCGCCUCGCAGCACACAUUGUCGCAGCAGCAGGCGGCAGUCGGGGGCAAGCAAUUGCGGCAGGGCACGCUCGCGCCCUUCAUCGUCGCGCCCAAGCGCUCCACGCUGCCCCUGCAAACCCUCAACGCCGGCGGCCAGCGGAAACCAGGCCGCACCAACGGCAUCCAGCAGCAGCGGGGCGCGGGCGCCACGUCGCCGUCCUCCCAGCGCUCUCAAGCCUCUCAAGACGAAGAUGUGUGCGCAGUGAUAGGGUCGCAGGGCGCGUCACAGCAGAUGGUCAGCUCGCAGCAGCCCGCCUCACAGCGCCUGAGGCAGCUACCGCUAGCGCUGGUGCGCAGCGCUGACGGCACCGGCCCUGGGCCGGGCACCAAGUCCGGGCAAGCUGCAGCUGUGGCGACGGCUCCUACGCAGCGCGCGUGCAGCGUUAGGGGUGUAGCAGCAGGGUCUGUGGCGGCGGCGCAGGGUAGCACACAGGCUCGGCCGCCCGCAGCGGUGGCUGGGCCGCGCCAUGCCAGGACCGGCAGCGGCGGCGGCGGCCAGGGCGCAGGUGCGGGUGCUGAGUUUGACCUGGUGGGCAGCACGGCCCCGGACGAGCCAGGUUCAAGCGCCGCUGCCCAUGCUUCCACACGACGUCCAGGACCCAUCGGCACAGCAUCUCGCAGUGGCACAGCGCCGGCGACGCAGCGCGCCACACAGGUUGGGGCUGCUGCUCCCGCAGCUGCUCCCGCUGCCACAGCGGCUGGUCUCGGGUCUGGACCUGCACCAGGGCCGGACGACAGCGGCAUGUGGCACGAGCGACACGCGCCGCGCAGUGAGGAGGAGCUGUCCCAGGUGCUGCACCCCAAAAAGGUGCGGGAGGUGCACGACUGGCUGGAGUCCCAACGCCAGCAGUUCGCCGCCCGGGCCGCCGCAAACACAGCAACAAUGGCCGCAACCGCGGCUGCGUCAGCGGUGGCCCGGGGCGGGGGUGGGGGCGGAGGCGGCCGGGUGCCGCCGCAGCCGUGCCCCCGGCCUCGGCCGCAGCCGUGCGGCGUGGCCAUCCUCACGGGUCCGGCGGGCUGCGGCAAGAGCAGCGCGGUGCGGGUGCUGGGCGAGGCGCUGGGCUUCGAGCUGGUGGAGUGGACGCCGCCGCCGCCUCUGCUGUGGCACGAGUAUCAGUACCAGCGUGCCGGCGGCGGCUACGGCGGGGAGUAUGGGGGCGGUGAUGGGCGGGGUGGCGGCGGCGGCGGGUACCAGUCCAAACUGGACGACUUUGAGGCUUUCGUGCGGCGGGCCAAGUUCCCCGCGCUGAGCCUCGCGCCCGCAGCCGCCAGCACGCAGACCGCCAGCGCAGCUGCAGGAGGGUCCCAAGGUACGCCUGCAGCACGAGUGGCAGUGCCAGCGCGGCCCAAGCUGCUGCUCCUAGAAGACCUGCCACACACACACGACAUGGAGCGGCGGCAGCGGCUGGCGGCGGCUUUAAGGGACCUGGCAGCGUGCGCGCGGGGACCCAUCGUGCUGAUAGCGACGGAGGUGGAGGGCGGCGCGUCAGGCAGUGGGCCAGGCGGGGGCGGUGGAGGCGGGGGCGGAGGCGACGGGGGCAGCAUGGGCGGUGCCAGGGGCCUGCACAAGGACCUGCUCGCGGCGCUGGACGCUGCUAGCGCGCACACCAUAAGCUUCAACCCAGUCACCGCCAACAAUAUCUCCAAGCUGCUGCUGCGUGUGGCGGGCGUGGAGGGGCUGGAGCUGUCACCGGUGGCGGCGGUGGGGCUGGCGGAGGCGGCGGACGGCGACGUGCGGUCGGCGCUGCAGUCGCUGCAAAUGCAUGCCAUGCUGCACAAGGCGGCGGCUAUGGGGCAGCAAGUGGCGGGCGGCGGCGGCAAGGGCAAGGGCGGGAAGGCCGCCGGCGGGAGGGGCGGCAAAGGCAGGGCAGGAGGCAGCAGUAGCAGGGGCGGGCCGAGCAUCACCAAGCAGUUACAGGAGGGCCGGCAGACGGCGCUGUCUGCUGGUGAAGUGGCGCGACUGGCGGCGGCGCAGCGUGACCUGGGCCUGCCGUUGUUCCACGCCCUGGGCAAGUUCCUGCACAACAAGCGCGGUGGGGCAGUGGCGGGCGGCGCCGGCGCAGCUGGUGUCGGUGGCGGCAGCGAUGAUGAGGCAGAGCAUACGCACGCGCCGACGCAGGCGGGCGGUGGACGCAGCAAGAGCGCCAAGGAGGAUAGCAAGGCGCUGCAGCAGCUGAACGCCCACGCGCUGCAGUCGGGGCGGCUGUGGCGGCUGGAGGGCGACACGCGGGCGGUGCAGCUGCCGGCCAGGCUGCAGCGGCCGCCCAUGCGCUACGACCCCGAGUCCAUCAUCUCCCGCGGCGGCCUGGAGGCGCCCAGCCUGCUGGCCUUCCUGCACGAGAACUACCCCGGCUUCGUGGCGGAUAGCGGCGCCCCGGAGCGGCAGCAGGCGGCGGGUGCGAGCGGUGCGGGCGGGCCACAGGGGCUGGCGGCUUCGGAGGCGGUGGACGACGUGGCCACCAUCGCCGCCUACCUGAGCGACAGCGCUGUACUGUGCGGCCAGUCGCGGUCCAUCGCCGCCGCCACCGCCUUUGGCGGCACCAGCCUCUGGCACGACGACUCGCCCGGCGGCGUUAGCCUCGCCUCCGCCGUCGCCGCCUCCGUCGCCGCGCGCGGGGUCAUGUUCGGCAACAGCUGCCCCGCACGCAACCGCUUCGCACCCAUCCGCGCGCCCGCCGCCUUCGCCAUUGACACCGCCGCCAACAACAACCGGCAGCACGUGCGCGCGGCGGCGGUGCGGCUGGCCGCGCACCCAGCCGCCGGCGCCGCCGGCGUCGCCUCCGGCGCCUUUGGCGGCAGCGCCUCCGACCUGGUGACUGGCGUGAUGCCGUGGCUGAGGGUGCUGGUGCAGUGGUCGCCGGGGUACGCGGCGUGGCUGGCGGGCGCGCUGCCGAGCAGCUGGAGCUACUUCUGGAACGGUGCGGUGACGGAGGGCGCAUUCCUCAGAGCCGUGGCGGCGGUGCCGCAGCCGCAGCCGCAGCAGGGGUGGCAGGGCCAGCAGCAGCAGGGGUGGCGGGGGCCAGGGGCACACGGACAUGGACAGGGGCAAAGGCAGCGGCAGCAGCUGGUGGGCGGGGUGGAGGGGAUGAUGGAGCAGCUAGGCCUGGGGGAGGAAGGCGGGCAGGAGGAGGAGGACCCCAUCGAGGACUGAGGGGAUGGUGAUGACAUCUGACGUCAAGGUGGUGCUAGAUAGGGUGUUUCAAGAACCGCGUAUGCAACUGCUUGUGAUUGAAUGGACGAGAUACAUAGUAUACAGUAGGUUGGCGCGGGCGCUCCGUUAGUUUCUUAUCAAGGUCGCAGUGGUGUGCUUUAACAAUUAUAUUCAUGACGGCGGCAGGCAGACAUGGCCCCAUCCCCCCUGCCCUGGGGCUCCGUUUGAAGCCAGAACUUUGCGAGUUUCAUAAGGCCCGUUCCGGGUGGAGUUCAAAUGCACAUGCGCGAAGGUGCUGGAGGUGCGUGAGGUGUCAGUCAUUAGGCUAGGGUGGAUAUAUGUCGGUCACUGCUGCUAUGGCAUCAUGUAUCAGCGCAAGCUCCGUCUCGUGACGGCGCAGGCGGAGAUGAACAAGUCUGAGCGCUUUCGUGUGGUGAGGCAUGGCUGAUUGGGCAGUGUUUGGCGGAGCUGAGCUGAGCAGCCGGCUUGAGAUUGUGUCUGUAGCUGGUAGUGUUACACCACAGUAUAUGGGCCUGCAAAACCGAUAAGACACGCGGCGCGGAGGCAAAGCUGUGGCGGGAGACGUUCACUUGAACCUAGGGCAGGUCGGACACGAAGGUGUGUUUAUGCACGUACUGCAAUAUCCUCUGACGUGGCAGCAGGCUGGCGUCCUUCGUCCUAGUGCUCUGGUGCAAGGGCUGCAUGAGCUUCAUACAAUCAUGGCUGAUGGCUAUGACCUAUACUAACAAACAGGGCACAACUGUUAUCGGAGUGCCGCCUGUGCUGUUACACACUAACACACGUGCGCUGGGCACAAUACCGUAUCUCUC